UUAAUUUUUUUUUUGACAAGCUAUCGAGUGACGCUAUUUUAUUACUUACUUUGAACGAAGGUCCGCAUAACACUGCAAUUCUGACAGCGUGACGGAAACACGUUCCACAUAUCAGAAGGACCCAAAUGGAGCUUCCUUUAUUCUAGGAAACGUAUCCGCCACCGCUUUCGUUCCGAACCCCCCACGUGAAUGGGCAACCGUCUCCCAGUGCGCCCGACAGAUGGCGCCAGGCACCCCGAGGGGUGCACUGGAACCCAUCCCGCAGCGGGGCAGCGAGCAGGCCGAGCGCGAGACAAGUGGCGGCCGCUCGGUCCGAGGUUCCUGGGCGGAUCGGGGAGGGGUGCCGCAGAUUGGUAGGCCUCGCGCCGUCCCGCCAAUGAACAGGCCGUCGGGGAGAACCCCCCGGCACGGCUCCAAAGAGGUCCUCCCUCCCCUGCCGAGUCCCUCCUCUGCGGGCUCAGUGGCGCCGCCGUCGAGGAGCCGCUGAUCCCCGAGAGCUGCCGACGCUGCGAUGCCGCCCGUGCGAGGCCCCCCUUGACAACUUGUUUACCGUGCGUUCGUCGCCUCAACGAGGCGCGAUAAGAUAGGCCGGCCUCCUGCUGACCGCCUGCCUGCUCCGUACGACGACCACGGGGCAGUGCUUGGUUCGGGACCCGCGGUCCCCCCUUCCUCCGCUGGCACGACUUCUCGUGGCUACCGCAAGCUGGCGCCCUCGGCUGACACCCUCCUGAUCUCUCGCCGUCGUUGGAUUCGUGCGUGAUGUUGAUCGUGAUGCGGCGGACGACUUCCUUCCGGGAAGUCGCGGAAGAGUGGCAGACUCGGUCCCUCGGCGGGCUCCCAACGUGUUCGGAGGACCUCGACGCGGGACGCCUCGCCUGAAGUGUCGUCGUGACAGCGUUGUGGCAGCUGAGGGAUCGCCGUGAAGCGAGAUAUAGAGCGCGGCCCUGCGACUCCCGAGUCCCCCCCUCCGACGAGGCGAAGCGAGGAGCGACACGUCCUUGAGCGGGACAUCGGCGGAGAAGUUGACAGUGUCGCGGAGCCCUCCGGCGACCCAGGGGAGCCCUGCGGCAUCGCUGCAGCGGCAACGCUGAGGAUAUGCGCUUCGAGCACUCGGACCUGUCGUGCCAGAGCGCCAUGGCGUUCCACCCGUUCCUGCUGUCGGCGCCUGGCGCUCAGGCACCGUCGGCCAGGACCACCGACUUCAGCAUGCACUCCAUCCUGAGUCAGUCGGGCCCGCCCAACGCAGCGGCUGCAGCAAGCCCGUUCCUGCCGCUCGACUGCUUCUCGGCCGGUUCUGUGCCGCACCCGCUGUUCCCCGGCGGGCCCCUGGGACCCGGGUUGCCGCCCGGGCUAGGGCUGGUCAGGACGGGCCCGCCGCCGCUGACUCCCGAGGACGUGCUUUCGGUGCAGUUCAGGCCUCCGCUCCUGCGGCCCAUGGAGCCCGAAGACGACGGCGUCCGGGAUGACCCCAAAGUGAACCUCGACGGACUGGACCUCUGGGAGAAGUUCUACGCAUCUGGAACCGAGAUGGUGGUCACCAAGUCGGGCCGACGGAUGUUUCCUGCGUACAAGGUCAGGGUGACGGGUCUGGACAAGAAGGCCAAGUACAUCAUGCUGAUGGACAUCGUAGCGGCCGACGACUGCCGCUACAAGUUCCAGAACCGCCGCUGGGUGGUGGCGGGCAAGGCGGAUCCCGAGAUGCCCAAGCGCAUGUACAUCCACCCGGACUCGCCGUCGACCGGAGAGCAGUGGAUGCAGAAAGUGGUGUCCUUCCACAAGCUCAAGCUCACCAACAACAUAUCCGACAAGCAUGGCUUUACGAUCCUGAACUCGAUGCACAAGUACCAGCCCCGGUUCCACCUGGUGCGCGCCAACGACAUCCUCAAGCUUCCCUACAGCACCUUCAGGACGUACGUCUUCAAGGAGACGGAGUUCAUCGCCGUCACCGCCUACCAAAACGAGAAGAUAACGCAGCUGAAGAUCGACAACAAUCCAUUCGCGAAGGGAUUUCGAGACACAGGUGCCGGAAGGCGAGAAAAGAAAAGACUGGGCGAGCCAUCCCACCCCCUGGGCGGCGACCCCAGCCGGUCUCAGGACGGCGACUCCAGCGACGACGACGAACAACUGGAUGUCGGCGGUGCGGACGACCUCAGGACGGACCUCAACGGUUCAGGGCCGGGAGACCAGGAAGUGCCCCAAGAGCGCAGCGGGCCCGGCCGACCUCGGGCUAACGGCGAGAGGCAUUCCCCGAGUCCCUCCAGCAGCCUCGUCGGUGGCACCGACAUGUCCACCCUGGCCGGACUGGCCGGCAUGCCGCACCCGCAGGCGGCAGCUCUGUUCCCCUACUUCUACCCUCCGUCCUUCUACCCACCGGGCUUCGGCCUGCCGUCCUUCUUUCUACCGAGGCCCUCGGGCACGUCCGGACAACUCUCCGGCAUGGUUCCGGGUAACCCAGCCACCCACGCCAGUCUUCCACUCCUGAUGGCCGCUAGUCAGCAGCUCUUCGGCGGGCCCGGCUACCCGGGCCUUCCGCCGGACGUCACCGCCGCAGCGUCGCGGUUCCUCAAGCAGAGCCAGAACCAGACCCGGUUCGCGCCUUACCCGGUUCCUUCGUCGCCCUCGACGCCGUCCGGUUCGGGACAACAACAACAACAGAUUGUGGCUCCCACGCCGACGUACCCGGAAUCGGUGGUCCUGGACACGCGGACUCUGUACGCCCCUACGGCGCCCUUGGAAAAGUGCCUCAGCUCGCCGUCUUCGGAAGCCGGGAACAGUUCGGACAAUUCGCUCACGUCGUCGGUGUCGAGCGAGCUGAAGAACAUGGAGAACAUGGUGAACGGUUUGGAGAGGAGGCAGGAACAGCUGGCCAUGUUGUCGCUGUCCAGGCUGAGCGACAAGUAGUUGCGGUGUCCUUGGGCGGCAGGUUGCACGCUCGUUUUGGUGUUCUGUUAUUUAUACUUCCCGAAGGUUUAACGGGCGGCUCGUGUGAGUGGCCUCCGUGGAGUGGGUGUAUGUGCUGCUGGACCUCUAGCUUCGCUGAAACGUGUGCCUUUGCUCGGAAACCGGCGAGCGCUUCGUGGGAGUUGGCAAGACGAGGGCAGAGCAAGACGAGGGGAGACGGCGGUUCUGGCUGCGUCCGAGGUUCUUCCGGUCACAGCUGUGCCGUUCUCUAGAAGACUCUUCGUGGACACCUCUUCUCCCGCCAUACAGAUUAUUUAAGGUCAUAUUUCUCGUGAAUCGGCAAUACGCAUCAGACAGUGGUCGAGAAGAGCAUCCCUUGUGCGGCUGUGUAUAGACCUAGAGACUCGUAACGUGUCUUUGUAUUUAUGAGUGAGAGCGCAUGCGCAAUGUCUGCAAGAGUGUGUCGGACUACGCCCUGCACAGGAACGUUGAACCUUCGGCUGCCAGUCCGCCAUUGUGGGUCUCUGCCACGUCUCCCUUUGUUUUAAAGGUUCCAGUCUUUCGCCAAAACAUUUCGAGAGCCACGCCGUGCCAGUUGAAAAACAAAAUCGCGUUGCUAGGUUCUUUUUUUUUUUUUUUUAGCUUGUGUUCGAUUGCCUUUCGAUGUGCUUCUCAGUCGACGGAAUGUUGCAGUUACAUGGCACGUUAUUAUCGGUUUAUUGACUGAUAUGGAUUGAGAUGGCAGUGCCACAGAUUAUUCGAGCCUUUUGGCUUACGUGUACUUUUCCACCGACGCUUCGUGAAGGCACAUUCGGGUAUUUUUGUUUUAUAAAUGUUUUGGUUGCCGAGAUGUUCACUAGGGUAAGGUAUUAUUUAUAUGUAUAUUUUAGACGAUUGCUGGCGUAAAGUAUUGGGUUUUAGAAACUAAAAUGAAAACGGUGAAAUUGAGGAAACCUUUUUCAUCUUGGUUUAAAUCUGGCCGUAAGAACAUUUGCCAAGGCGACUUCUAAGAUGUCGAGUCGUUGCGCGUGUUCGGCGUAACUAAGCGCUCAGUUAAAACAAUUGUAUAAAAAAACAAAAAAAUCUUAGGCUCACGCAAGACCGGGCGUUCGUGAGAACACCGGGCGAACACUCCCUUUCGUCGUCUACAUAUUCGAGUGUCGAGCAGUUUUUAUUCACAGGAAAUGUCAAGUUGCAGCGCCACUGGUAUGAUGGAUUUGUUAUUCCUCUGCAAUUAAAUUCAGCCACUGGUGAGCCCUUCUGAACGCAUAGCUUUUUCAUCCUCCCUGAAAAAAGAAAAUCGUCCUCUACAAUAGUUAGUCAAUGUUUUUCUUUUUAUUUUAAUUUUUUUUUUUUUAGUUUAUGAUCCGAACCUUAAUGUCGCGCGGUACAUGUCGACCGACUGUAGCACCAUAGUGUCGCCGCCCGGAUAGUGCAACCUCCCUGUCGCGGUGCCUCAUCGAGUUGUAAUCGACUAUUCGCCCAUACUUAAACAAUGGGUUUUUUUCUUCUUUAUUUUUUAAUUCCGGGGUUAGUUUGUUGAAAUCAGCGUCUUAGCAUAGACUUUCGUUAGACUGUGUGAAACAAAGCCUGCCAAACCUAGGGCGCGCGAGCAUGCUAUAGUUUCGGCAGUGCUUUCUUUCACACAGUCUCAGCCAACACGCUGAUUCUAACAAGCCGACCCAGCUUUUAACGGUCUUCGGAUCUCCAAUAAAAUGUGCAUUGAAAGUAAUUGUUUUCCCCAAAUUCCAACGAUUUAUUUUUUCGAGGCUGGAUAAUUGAAGUAGUAGAUGACGCAUGGAUGUUCGAUUAACUCCUACAUUAAGAGGGUUCAAUCUUCCAGGAAUUAUUUUAUUGCGAGUUUUGCCGGCUCAAACAACCUAAAAGGCAUAGUAAUUCGGCUAACAUCGGAAAACUGAAGGGAAUAAAGUAAUUCUCAAUCUUCAUGUGUAUCUAUAGCAGUACAAAAUGUGUCGGCUUGCGCCUCCGCUUGGAGGUCGUUUUCGGCUGCAAUACGGCCAUGGUUUUGUGGCAUCCGUUGCAAUACCUUUAGCAAUAAGCAAGGAUAUCGAGUCGUAGGUCGCUGAUUGAGCUUUGAGCAAUAAUAAAUACGUUUGCAUCUUCA
Messenger RNA from Ixodes scapularis (black-legged tick), 5026 nucleotides. RefSeq names its product T-box protein 2-like. The record is from RefSeq and is a predicted model, not a curated record. Lineage: Eukaryota; Metazoa; Arthropoda; Arachnida; Ixodida; Ixodidae. The transcript is spliced from 7 exons. Gene Ontology annotation, biological process: cell fate specification; positive regulation of DNA-templated transcription; regulation of transcription by RNA polymerase II. Gene Ontology annotation, cellular component: nucleus. The coding region runs from base 1096 to 2901 and encodes 601 amino acids. Gene Ontology annotation, molecular function: RNA polymerase II cis-regulatory region sequence-specific DNA binding; DNA-binding transcription factor activity, RNA polymerase II-specific.